UUCUUUCCGCCCUCGCUCUCGCUGGUGCCAUCCAUGUUGCCUCCACUAUGGAUACCUGCGACUUGGCGGCCAUUAAGACGACUCUCAUGGGCAACGAAACAAUCGCCGACAAAUUGACGACUGCCGCAGACAAGUGCGAGGCGGACACUGGUGUCGAUAUCUUUGCCAUCGAGGGGUUCCCGACGAAGGAGACGGCAUUGGAGUUCCAGCAGAGCAACGAUGGCUGCAACGUCGCCAUCAACAUCGUCACAAGCCAGGCCAACAUCAACACGCGGUGCCACAUCGAUGUGAACGGCACAAUGGUGAUCUACGGCGACCUCGUCAGCGACUUCCUCACGGGCAAGACGGGCAACGAGUCCGAGUCCGACAGCGCCUCCGAAUCCUUGAGCGAGAGCGCUUCCGGCUCCGAGUCCGAGUCCGAAUCCGGCAGCAGCAGCACCGCCUCGUCCAACUCGACCUCCACAUCGGAUGCUCCCACGACUACGUUGUCUUUGGUGAUGUACGGCGCUGUUGCCGGAAUUGCCAUUGCGCUGCGCUAGGUCAAUCACCUGGUGAUAAUACUCGGGCACGCACGUAACUACAUCUGCCAGAACUCUAAAUUGGCAAUAAAGUGCAUUCUCAAAGU
This is a messenger RNA of Phytophthora sojae, 625 nucleotides long. RefSeq lists its product as hypothetical. The coding region runs from base 48 to 539 and encodes 163 amino acids. The record is from RefSeq and is a predicted model, not a curated record. The transcript has a single exon. Gene Ontology annotation, cellular component: extracellular region. NCBI's taxonomy places the organism in Eukaryota, Oomycota, Peronosporomycetes, Peronosporales, Peronosporaceae.